Cyprinodon variegatus (sheepshead minnow) is the source of this 3143-nucleotide messenger RNA. It is a transcript of the gene asb7, whose product is annotated as ankyrin repeat and SOCS box containing 7. Gene Ontology annotation, biological process: intracellular signal transduction. The transcript is spliced from 5 exons. Lineage: Eukaryota; Metazoa; Chordata; Actinopteri; Cyprinodontiformes; Cyprinodontidae. The record is from RefSeq and is a predicted model, not a curated record. Gene Ontology annotation, molecular function: protein binding. The coding region runs from base 269 to 1300 and encodes 343 amino acids.
UUGUUUUUCCUGGUGAGGUCACACUGUUGUCACUGAGACUUUGUAGUCAAAGCUUUUUUGACAGCAAAAUGAACUUUGACGGCGCUCCAAUGUCCUGUUAUUGAAGUUCCUCUGAACCUUGAGCUGGUUUGUUUUUUUUCUCUGGGAUUAGAGCUGAAAGAAGCAGAAAAAUGCAGCUUUGACAACUCCAGUCCUCCCUGGAGCUGAUUGAUUGGCUAAACGGCUGCUUAGCCUCUGCACACAGAACAUCUGCAGGUGCAGCAGCAAUAUGACUAAGAGAAGCCCAUCUCUUCAGCUGGUUAAAAGCGAGCUGCUGAACGUUUCCUUUCUGAAACGUAACAGGAUGCUGAACCAUCACUGCAGAGGGAACCCCGACCUCCAUGAGGAGCUGCAGAUCCAGGCUGCAGUCGCAGCGGGGGACAUCUGCACCGUCAGGAGGAUGCUGGAGCAGGGGUACUCGCCCAAGAUACGGGACGCCAACGGGUGGACGCUGCUGCACUUCUCCGCCGCCAAAGGAAAAGAGCGAUGUGUCCGCGUUUUCCUGGAGCAUGGAGCCGACCCCACGGUGAAGGACUUCAUCGGCGGCUUCACUGCUCUUCACUAUGCAGCCAUGCACGGCAGGGCCCGCAUCGCCCGACUGAUGCUAGAGUCCGAGUACCGGGGCGACAUCAUAAACGCUAAAAGCAACGACGGCUGGACGCCGCUACACGUGGCGGCCCACUACGGCCGCGACUCCUUUGUACGCCUCCUCCUGGAGUUCAGGGCUGAGGUGGACCCGCUCAGCGACAAAGGCACCACGCCGCUGCAGCUGGCCAUCAUCCGCGAGCGCUCCAGCUGCGUGCGGAUCCUGCUGGACCACAGCGCCAACAUUGACAUUCAGAACGGCUUCCUGCUGCGCUACGCCGUCAUCAAAGGAAACCAUUCCUACUGCCGCAUGUUCCUGCAGAGGGGAGCGGACACAAACCUCGGCCGUCUAGAAGAUGGACAGACUCCGCUGCACCUGUCAGCCCUCAGGGAUGAUGUGCUGUGUGCUCAGAUGCUCUACACGUACGGCGCCAACACCAACACCAGGAACUACGAAGGCCAGACCCCGGUAGCUGUGUCUGUUAGUAUGUCUGGAAUAAGCCGGCCCUGUCUGGACUUCCUGCAGGAAGUCACCAGGCAACCUCGAAGUCUCCAAGACCUGUGUCGAAUAAAAAUCCGUCACUGCAUCGGCCUUCAGAGCUUGAAAUUCCUGGAGGAUCUUCCCAUUGCAAAAGUUAUGAAAGACUAUUUAAAACAUAAGUUUGACAGUUUGUGAAGCAACAAAAGGACGAAGCGACGGUGACGGACUCUCUGUCAGACUAUGCAAGCAUUACGAUUCAGCUCUACGAGAAGGAUCCUCUGCUCUGUUCUGUAUGUGCUGAAGAAGAUUUAGUCCAAUCUGAUUUCUUUUCCUUAUCGAUGCUCUAUUAAGCCUUAUUUAACUUAUUGCAGUUUCUGACAAUUUUUAGUAGGCACUUUUUUUUUUUUAGGACUGAAACCUAAUUUGACUGCAUUUGGCAUUGUUCCCAUAGUAAUCACAUUAACCUUUUAUUACUUUGUUAUAACCCCACUGGUGAAAGUUGAGAAAUGGAGCAUGGGCAUGAUGCCAUUAGGAUUUUCUGAUUAUUUUUCUCAAUCUCCAAAAUAUGGAAGGUAGCUUUUUUUUCUUUUUUUUUUUAAAUAUAUAUAUAUAUACUUCAAGACUUUAACAGAAAAUCAACAAAGAUCCUGAGAACAAAAGCCAGGAUUCCUGCUGUGGUCCAACAGGAGUUUAAAAUCUUAAUCUCGUUUAGCUUGUGGAGGAAUCUGGUCCCAAACACUGGAGGACUAGCAGAAGAGGAACAGUCCUUAAAAGUCUGUAGAACGAUUAAAAGAAGCGUAACGGACAUUAAAAAGUCUUUCAACGCUUUGGAGUAAAAAUCAAUAAAAGGUGUGAAUGACUCUGACAAUAAUUUUUACUAAGAAAAUGUUGUAGGUGUUGAAAUACUGUAUGUACAAACUUGUCUUUUCUGGGGGUUUUGGUGCGUGUUCUUUUUUAUUUUUAUAUCAUCCUGAAUCUCAGCUGACAGGCCUUUGGAGGAAACCGUUUAGAUUUGUUCUUUUCUAGUUUGGGAUUAUGUGAAGAGGUGAUGUGUAGUUAGUAACCUACCUGCAGUUGGUAAAUCCUUCAUGACUUCGACAGAAACUGAAGGAAUUAAGUUUGAAUCAUCUUACUUAUUAACAUCUGGACUGAUUGACUCGUCUGUUGCUAACUGUGGACACGUUGGAGGGUUUCUGCCACAAUGUAAACAUUACCUCUGCUAGGAUCUGUUAGACUGGUUGUAUUUUUAAAACGGCAGCGGUCCUUCUCGCUCUGGAUCCGGUUAUGACCGGUUAAUCGUCCUCUAAAGAGUAAAUGUCAGUAAGAUGCUAAUUGCUUUUAUCUUCUGCACAGAACCCCUCCCCCUUUAUAUAAUAAUAUAAAUAUGUCAUUUAGAGUUCAGAUUAGUUAAUUAUUGAAAACAUUGAUGACUGGAUGUGAGGAAUAUUUUCUAAAACUUAAACCAUUUCCUAUGUUUCCAUAUUUUUCUCCAGGUAAGGUCAAGCAGGAUGUUGACAUUUUUAGUGAAGCUUUCUGAAGAGCAAAAUAAAGCCCUCAAAGGGUUAAUCGUUGUGGAUGUAUUGAUCCGCUUCAUUUAUGUCUAAGAACGGCUACCGAGUCCUCGUUAACAGAGGUUUAUAAAAUAAGUUAAGGAAAACCCCAACUAGUUUUUAACAAAAUCUUUUACAGCAGAGAUCAUUCGGUCUUCAUUCGAAGAAGUCUGUUUCAGACAGACAUAUCAAAAUCUUUUUUUUUCUUAGUGAACUAUAGUCAAACCUGUUGACCAUAUUCCCAGCCCACUUCCAGAGCAGCCAUGUUUCAGGAGGACUGACAUUCACAGCUACAGUCUGUGUAAAUAUAUUACAGCAUUUUUAACAGAAUUGGUUCAAGCAAUAAUUUCCUGUGUUCCCGACAUUUUUUCACAAGUCUUGUGACACGUUUGAUGUGAAUUAAGUAUUUCGUGUGUGAGUUCUUUUCUUUGAUUUUGCAUAUGUUGCCUGUAAUAUAUAAUUUUUUGCCAAUAAAGGUCUGUUCUUUC